Caenorhabditis remanei is the source of this 438-nucleotide messenger RNA. RefSeq lists its product as uncharacterized. Bases 1 to 438 code for a protein of 145 amino acids. The record is from RefSeq and is a predicted model, not a curated record. The transcript is spliced from 2 exons. NCBI's taxonomy places the organism in Eukaryota, Metazoa, Nematoda, Chromadorea, Rhabditida, Rhabditidae.
AUGGAUUCGGUUUCUUCUGUGCCAGUUGAUCAGUUGGCUUCUUACGACAACGCUUCUUCUUUGCUGGCAUCGGGCCACCACCUUGCGAUAAAUUCAAUGACAUUCCAAGAGUCAUUCCAGAAGAGCAAGGUAAUUGAUGUUGCAUAUGUGGAAGUUGAUGUGGAUGCAUUGGAUGAUACGGAUUGUGAUGAUGAUGUUGAGGGAGUGUGGACGGAUCCUGAUAGACGAAUUGCUGCAUGGGCCACGUGUAACACCUGCCACGUGGCUCUGGCGGAAAAUCGUCGUCUAAUGAAUCGUUCAUUCUGGAAGCGCGUGGGAAGAGCUCCACAGGUUGGACGACGAAGUGGGUGGAGCAACAAUAGAUUUCGUGCGGAUGACGACGACUUCUGGAGAGAAUUUGAGAAAUUCAGAAUGCGAGUUGAGCAAGAGGAAGAGUGA